Boleophthalmus pectinirostris (great blue-spotted mudskipper) is the source of this 2514-nucleotide messenger RNA. RefSeq names its product homologous recombination factor with OB-fold (gene hrob). Gene Ontology annotation, biological process: recombinational repair. The record is from RefSeq and is a predicted model, not a curated record. Lineage: Eukaryota; Metazoa; Chordata; Actinopteri; Gobiiformes; Gobiidae.
ACGUCCUUACGUCCUGUUUGAACGUGGCGGCGCGGACCCAAACACUCAAGAGAAAAGUUUUUGCGUUUGGUCAUGUAAUCACUUGUCACAAAACAAACAAUUCUGAUAUAACUUUUUCUGACUGGUUUUAACGAGGGUCGUGCGUUUGAACGAGGUGAUCUGUCUAUUUAGGCGCUGUGAUGGCUUGCAAAUUGAGCAGCUUGUUCAGCAUUGAGGAGGACUUCGAUGAUGAGGAUAUUCUCGGGACAGACUGGGGUACCUGCUCUUCAUCAUCCCGCCCGGUUGAAGUGGCAGCUGCUGUGUCAUCCUCAUCGCUACGUGCUUCCUCGGUUACUCACCUAGAGACCGAGAAAAAUUGCCCUCAAGAAAUUGGAGAGAGAUCAGCCGCCCAGCCUAAAGGCAACACAUCAAGGAAUAACUCGCAGACCACUGCUGGACACACUGUAGCUUCGAGCCUCAGGCAGCUGUCCACCUCUUCCCCUCUUUCAUCACUAAAUUAUGCACAGAUUAAAUUACCAGUGCAACAAAGUACUGCUAACAAUACUGAGCUGCAGAAGCCUAGCAUGUCCCAGGAUGACUUUGACGACUGGGAUAUUGACCUUGCUGAUCUCGAACAAGCUGAUCACCAAUUAGGCUGGCCUGUAAAAUCCACUACUCCCGUCGCCACGGUUACGACUCCAUCUUCAGCUAAAGUAUUGCGACCUCUUUGCACUGCAACGUCCCAAACUAGUGGUGGUUUAAGGCAGAUUUCUCAACCCGGUUCUAAUAUAACUAGUAAUCAAACAAUAACAACUGGACUAAGAAAUACUUCAAAUUAUACUUCAAUCAAUAUUAAUCAAAGUGCACAAAAGACUGCAUUACCUAGUGGGAUAAGUAAGCUGUCUCGAUUCGUUUUCACUGGUAAUGAAUCUCCACCAACCUCAUCUAGUGGAGGGCCUUCUAUAGCCAAAUCAAUUCCUCGUCCAGCUAGUACUCCUAUCCAGUCCCCAUGUCUUUCAUCUCUUCGUCCACAAAGUCCUGGUGUUUUUCCUGGCCUCACUGUUGCAUCUCCAUGUUUAAGAAAAGGAACAGAGCAGAUACCAGGACCGCUGUCAAUGCCAGUAUCGUCCAAACACCACCGGGGCUUAUUUGAGUCUGUCUCCUCUGCGCCGCCUUCUCAACCUAUGACCCCAUCAUCCCUCCACACGCCCAUCCUGACAAACCGCCUGGUCCAGUUGGUCUCUGCCUCCAACACAAAGAAAAGACCCCGCUCUGAAUCAAACCGCCCCAAAACUAGACGCUUCCCAGGGCCUGCUGGACUCCUACCGCAACAGCCGCAGGGUCAGAGCCUGGAUGACAUAGUGGUUUCUGUUCCCAAUACACCAGCGCACGGAGCAGUGGCCAGGUCACCAAGCCAGUGUUCCAGCUCACAGACAGAGGAGGAGGACUUCAAUGGACCCGCCUGGACCUCCAUGAAGUCGGAGAUGGGUCUGGAGAGGAACCCGUCCUGCUUCCUCCAUACCUACAGCGUCGUCAUGGUGCUCCGGAAGGCCGCUCUCAAACAGCUGGUGAAAAACAAAGUGCCAAACAUGGCUGUGCUGCUCAAGAGCCUUGUUCCCACUCACACGGACGCCAAAGCUGUUUUCAAAGACCCAACAGGGGAGAUGCAGGGCACAGUGCAUCGUCGGCUGUUGGAGGACAGGGCUGGAGAGCUGAAGGCGGGGGCUGUCCUGCUGCUCAAACAGGUGGGCGUGUUUUCUCCGUCACAUCGAAACCACUACCUCAACGUAACUCCCAACAACCUGCUCAGAAUCUACUCCCCUGAUGGAGCCUGCAUGUCGUCCACACAGCUCCCCCCACUGGCCGUGGAGCCUGUUCUGCUCUCCUCAACCCCCAGUGUCCUCCAGGAGCCUGUGUCCAAGAUGCAGCUGCUUUUUGAUGAGGAUGAUGAUGAGGUACAGGACCAGGAGGGGGCAGCGGAGAGGACCACAGAGCAACAAGAGCCAGUGAACCAAAGAGGAAGCACCAAGCACCUCACGCCACCAGCAGCAGAGCAGGACUCAGGCUGGGGAGCAGAUGACCUUGAUGAACUCCUGGGAGAGUUGCCCGAGGACAUGUACAGCGUUUGAUGACAGACGCACAAAGAAAACUCACCGCACAAACCAACACUGUUAUACCAUAGGCAUCUCUUUUGAAGCCAUGUCUUUUCUUUGACCUUUUGAACAAAGUGUGAACAAUUUUUUAUAGUUGUAAGUAACAAGUUAACAAAGAAAAUCAUUUAUGUUGUUGUAGGACCAUGCAUCGGGGGUGUUCAAAGUGCCAUAAAAAGAGUCAAAGUUCACAUAUGCCUUAAUUAAACUACACAGUCUGAAGUCUUAUGUUAUUGCUGUACAAAUUAGGUGGAGAAAAUGAUUUCUUAUCUCUGUGCACUUGCUCCAGUGACCUUGAAUUUACAUAAUCUACAGUAAAUGUCUAGAAAGGACAUCCACACUGAACCUGUUCAUUUCAAUAAUAAAAUUCAGUUGUUACCAUCAA